GAGCAGCCAGAGGAAGAGGGGAGGGCAGAAGGAAGCCAGCAGAAAAAAAAGAAAAAGAAAACUGCAGAGAGAGAGAGCGGAGCAGAGAAAGAGAGGGAGGAAGCUCGUAGUUUAGCCUCAACUCUGCUGCUGGAAGAAGUUUGACGCACGGCGACGCUGACUGACACAUCCCGGCUUGACUUGUUCCGAAAGGCGUCCUGCACCCUUUUAAAGCAGCCACCAUGUCAGACGCGGACAAGUUCCUGUACGUGGACCGCAACAUGGUCAACAACCCGCUGGCGCAGGCCGACUGGGCCACCAAGAAGCUGGUGUGGGUGCCGUCGGAGCGGCUGGGCUUCGAGGCCGGCUCGGUCAAGGAGGAGCGCGGCGACGAGUGCGUGGUGGAGCUGGCCGACUCCGGGAAGAAGAUCCGGGUGAACAAGGACGACAUCCAGAAGAUGAACCCGCCCAAGUUCAGCAAGGUGGAGGACAUGGCGGAGCUGACCUGCCUGAACGAGGCGUCCGUGCUGCACAACCUGAAGGAGCGAUACUACUCCGGACUCAUCUAUACGUACUCGGGUCUCUUCUGCGUCGUCAUCAACCCCUACAAGAACCUGCCCAUCUACUCAGAGGAGAUCGUCGACAUGUACAAGGGCAAGAAGAGGCACGAGAUGCCGCCCCACAUCUACGCCAUCACCGACACGUCCUACAGAAGCAUGAUGCAGGAUCGGGAGGACCAGUCCAUCCUGUGCACAGGAGAAUCUGGAGCCGGGAAGACGGAGAACACCAAGAAGGUCAUCCAGUACCUCGCCCACGUGGCGUCGUCUCACAAGACCAAGAAAGACCAGAACUCGGUCUUCUCACAUGGGGAGCUGGAGAAGCAGCUGCUGCAGGCGAACCCCAUCCUCGAGGCCUUCGGAAACGCCAAGACAGUCAAGAAUGACAACUCCUCCAGAUUUGGAAAAUUCAUCAGGAUCAACUUCGAUGUCAACGGCUACAUCGUUGGUGCCAAUAUCGAAACUUACUUGCUGGAGAAAUCCCGCGCCAUCCGCCAAGCCAAAGACGAGAGGACCUUCCACGUCUUCUACUACCUGCUGACGGGAGCCGGAGACAAACUGCGCAAUGAACUCCUGCUGGAAAACUACAACAACUACCGCUUCCUCUCCAACGGGAACCUGACCAUCCCGGGCCAGCACGACAAGGAUCUGUUCACAGAGACGCUGGAGGCCAUGAGGAUCAUGGGUAUUCCAGAGGACGAGCAGAUCGGCAUGCUGAAGGUCGUGGCCUCCGUUCUGCAGCUGGGAAACAUGAGCUUCAAGAAGGAGCGCCACACGGACCAGGCCUCCAUGCCCGACAACACAGCCGCCCAGAAGGUGUCCCACCUCAUGGGCAUGAACGUGACGGACUUCACCCGGGCCAUCCUGUCGCCCCGGAUCAAGGUGGGCCGGGACUACGUGCAGAAGGCUCAGACCCAGGAGCAGGCCGAGUUCGCCGUGGAGGCCCUGGCCAAGGCCACGUACGAGAGGAUGUUCCGCUGGCUCGUCAUGAGGAUCAACAAGGCCCUGGACAAGACCAAGAGGCAGGGCGCCUCCUUCAUCGGCAUCCUGGACAUCGCCGGCUUCGAGAUCUUCGAGCUGAACUCCUUCGAGCAGCUCUGCAUCAACUACACCAACGAGAAGCUGCAGCAGCUCUUCAACCACACCAUGUUCAUCCUGGAGCAGGAGGAGUACCAGAGGGAGGGCAUCGAGUGGAGCUUCAUCGAUUUCGGCCUGGACCUGCAGCCCUGCAUCGACCUCAUCGAGAAGCCCGCCAACCCCCCCGGCAUCCUGGCCCUGCUGGAUGAGGAGUGCUGGUUCCCCAAAGCCACCGACAAGAGCUUCGUGGAGAAGGUGGUGAUGGAGCAGGGAACGCACCCCAAGUUCCUGAAGCCCAAGAAACUCAAGGACGAAGCCGACUUCUGCAUCAUCCACUACGCCGGCAAGGUGGACUACAAGGCAGACGAGUGGCUGAUGAAGAACAUGGACCCCCUGAACGACAACGUGGCCACGCUGCUCAACCAGUCCACCGAUAAGUUUGUGUCUGAGCUGUGGAAGGACGUCGACCGCAUCGUGGGCUUGGAUAAGGUGUCCGGCAUGUCCGAGAUGCCCGGCGCCUUCAAGACCCGGAAGGGCAUGUUCCGCACGGUGGGGCAGCUCUACAAGGAGCAGCUGUCCAAACUCAUGGCCACGCUGCGGAACACCAACCCCAACUUCGUCCGCUGCAUCAUCCCCAACCACGAGAAGAAGGCCGGAAAACUGGACCCUCACCUGGUGCUGGACCAGCUCCGCUGUAACGGCGUGCUGGAGGGCAUCCGGAUCUGCAGGCAGGGCUUCCCCAACCGCAUCGUCUUCCAGGAGUUCAGACAGAGGUACGAGAUCCUGACUCCCAACGCCAUCCCCAAAGGCUUCAUGGACGGGAAGCAAGCCUGCGUGCUCAUGAUCAAAAGCCUGGAGCUGGAUCCCAACCUGUACCGCAUCGGGCAGAGCAAGGUCUUCUUCCGGGCCGGGGUCCUGGCCCACCUGGAGGAGGAGAGGGACAUGAAGAUCACGGACAUCAUCAUCAGCUUCCAGGCCUGGUGCCGAGGCUACGUGGCCCGCAAAGCUUUUGCCAGGAGGCAGCAGCAGCUCACCGCCAUGAAGGUGAUCCAGAGGAACUGCGCCGCUUACCUGAAGCUGAGGAACUGGCAGUGGUGGAGACUCUUCACCAAGGUGAAGCCUCUGCUGCAGGUCAGCAGGCAGGAGGAGGAGAUGCAGGCCAAAGACGAGGAGCUGGUGAAGGUGAAGGAGAGGCAGCUGCACGUGGAGCAGCAGAUCCGCGAGAUGGAGGAGAAGCAGCACCAGCUGUCGGCCGAGAAGAUGGCCCUGCAGGAGCAGCUCCAGGCCGAGACCGAGCUCUGCGCCGAGGCCGAGGAGAUGAGGUCCCGCCUGGCCGCCAAGAAGCAGGAGCUGGAGGAGAUCCUGCACGACCUGGAGGCCCGGGUGGAGGAGGAGGAGGAGCGCGCCAACCACCUGAUGACCGACAAGAAGAAGAUGCAGCAGAACAUCACCGACUUGGAGCAGCAGCUGGAUGAAGAGGAGGCAGCCAGGCAGAAGCUGCAGCUGGAGAAAGUCACUCUGGAAGCCAAGAUAAAGAAGACGGAGGAGGACGUCAUCCUGCUGGACGACCAGAACAACAAACUCAACAAGGAGAAGAAGCUGCUGGAGGAGAGGAUCUCCGAGUUCACCACCAACCUGGCAGAGGAGGAGGAGAAGUCCAAGAGUCUGCAGAAGCUGAAGAACAAGCACGAGGCCAUGAUCACGGACCUGGAGGACCGCCUGCGCCGGGAGGAGAAGCUGCGUCAGGAGCUGGAGAAGAACCGGCGCAAGCUGGAGGGCGACUUCACCGAGACGCACGACCAGAUCUCCGAGCUGCAGGCGCAGAUCGCUGAGCUGCGGGCGCAGCUGGCCAAGAAGGAGGAGGAGCUCCAGGCGGCGCUGGCCAGGAUCGAGGAGGAGGCGGCCCAGAAGAACAUGGCCCAGAAGAAGAUCCGCGAGCUGGAGGCCCAGCUGUCGGAGCUGCAGGAGGACCUGGACCUGGAGAGGGCGGCCCGCAUCAAGGCCGACAAGCACCGGCGGGACCUGGGCGAGGAGCUGGAGGCCCUGAAGAGCGAGCUGGACGACACGCACGACCACACGGCGGCGCAGCUGGAGCUCAGGGCCAAGCGUGAGAUCGAGGUGGCUCAGCUGAAGAAGACUCUGGAGGAAGAGGCUAAAACCCACGAAGUGCUGCUGGUCGAGAUGAGGCAGAAGCACAGCCAGGCCUUUGACGAGCUGAACGAGCAGCUGGAGCAGGCCAAGAGGAACAAGGUGUCGAUGGAGAAGGCCAAGCAGGCCCUGGAAUCGGAGCGAAACGAGCUGAGCAUCGAGCUGCAGACGCUGAUGCAGGGCAAAGGAGACGCCGAGCACCGCAGGAAGAAGGCCGAGGCGCAGGUCCAGGAGCUGCAGCUGAAGCACAGCGAGAGCGAGCGGCAGCGGCUGGAGCUGUCCGAGAAGCUCUCCAAAGUGCAGGCGGAGCUGGAGAGUGUGAACCUGGUGCUGAACGACGUGGAGGGGAAAUCCAUCAAGGCGGCCAAAGACUUCUCCACCGUGGAGUCUCAGCUGCAGGACGCUCAGGAGCUGCUCCAGGAGGAGACGCGUCAGAAGCUGUCCCAGAGCACCCGGCUGCGGCAGAUGGAGGACGAGCAGAACAGCCUGCGGGAGCAGCUGGAGGAGGAGGAGGAGGCCAAGAAGAACGUGGAGAAGCAGCUGCAGACGGCGCAGGCUCAGCUGGUGGAGCUGAAGAAGAAGCUGGAGCAGGACGCCGGCUCGCUGGAGACGGCGGAGGAGGGGAAGAAGCGGCUGCAGCGGGAGCUGGAGGGCGCCAGCCAGCGGCUGGAGGACAAGUGCGCCGCCUACGACAAGCUGGAGAAGACCAAGACGCGGCUGCAGCAGGAGCUGGACGACAUCCUGGUGGACCAGGACCACCUGCGGCAGAUCGUCUCCAACCUGGAGAAGAAGCAGAAGAAGUUCGACCAGAUGCUGAUGGAGGAGAAGAGCAUCUCGGCCCGCUACGCCGAGGAGCGCGACCGGGCGGAGGCCGAGGCCCGCGAGAAGGAGACCCGGGCGCUGGCGCUGACCCGCGAGCUGGACAGCCUGAUGGACAUGAAGGACGAGCUGGACCGCAACAACAAGCUGCUGCGCGCCGAGAAGGAGGACCUGCUGUCCUCCAAGGACGACGUGGGCAAAAACGUCCACGAGCUGGAGAAGUCCAAACGGGCCAUGGAGCAGCAGCUGGAGGAGAUGCGGACGCAGCUGGAGGAGCUGGAGGACGAGCUGCAGGCCACCGAGGACGCCAAGCUGCGGCUGGAGGUCAACAUGCAGGCCAUGAAGGCGCAGUACGAGCGGGACCUGGCGGGCCGCGACGAGAUGAGCGAGGAGAAGAAGAGGGCGCUCUUCAAGCAGGUGCGGGAGAUGGAGCUGGAGCUGGAGGACGAGAGGAAGCAGCGCUCGGCCGCCGUCGGUGCCCGCAAGAAGAUGGAGCUGGACCUGAAGGAGCUGGAGGCCGCCAUCGACAUGGCCAACAAGAACCGCGACGAGGCGCUCAAGCAGCUGAAGAAGCUCCAGGCCCAGAUGAAGGACCUGUACCGGGACCUGGAGGACACGCGCAUGUCCCGGGAGGAGAUCCUGGCCCAGAGCAAGGAGACGGAGAAGAAGGUGAAGAGCAUGGAGGCGGAGAUGAUCCAGAUGCAGGAGGAGCUGGCGGCCGCAGAGAGGAUGAAGAGGCAGGCCCAGCAGGAGCGGGACGAGCUGCAGGACGAGAUCAACAACCAGGGAGCCAAGAACGCUCAGGCCGUGGAGGAGAAGCGGCGGCUGGAGGCUCGCAUCGCCCAGCUGGAGGAGGAGCUGGAGGAGGAGCAGUGCACCGUGGAGCUGACCAACGACCGGCUCAAGAAGUCCAUGCUGCAGAGCGACCAGAUGAACGUGGAGCUGACGGCCGAGCGCAGCAGCUCCCAGCGGGUGGAGGGCGCCCGGGCCCAGAUGGAGCGCCAGAACAAGGAGCUGAAGCUGAAGCUGCAGGAGCUGGAGGGAACCGUCAAGUCCAAGUACAAGGCCAACAUGCUGGCCCUGGAGGCCAAGAUCGCCCAGCUGGAGGAGCAGCUGGACCAGGAGACCAGAGAGAGGCAGGCCGCCACCAAACUGGUGCGCCGCACCGAGAAGAAGCUGAAGGAGGUCAUCCUGCAGGUGGACGACGAGCGGCGCAACAGCGAGCAGUACAAGGACCAGGCCGACAAGCUGAACUCCAGGAUGAAGCAGCUGAAGCGGCAGCUGGAGGAGGCUGAGGAGGAGGCGCAGCGCGCCAACGCCAACCGCAGGAAGCUGCAGCGCGAGCUGGAGGACGCCACCGAGUCGGCUGACGCCAUGAACCGCGAGGUCUCCUCCCUCAAGAGCAAGCUGCGGCGCGACGUUCCCUUUACCACCGUGCGCCGAAUCAUCACCCGCAUCGGACCCGAGAGCGACGAGGAGAGCGAGGCCAAGCCGGAGACGCCCGAGACGCCCAAACCCGAGUGAAGAGCAGCCCGCGCGCGCGCACACACACACACACACACACACACGCACGCAUUACUGUAACUCCUCAUCAACAGAAUCACACACACACACCAAAACACCGACAAUCUAUGCAUCAUGAAACAACAGAAGCCAGUAAACUGGGGACAAUCCACACGCACACACACACACACACACACACACACACACAGACGAACGUAACCUUUGAUUAGUUCUUUUGCUCAUUUUUCUCUGGGAAAAGUACAAAAGAAAAGGAUAUUUUUGUAGGGAAUCAUUCCAACUUGGUGAUUGUCCUGAUUUAUUUUUCUAAUUGAGGAGAAAAGAAAAUAAGACAGAAAGCAAAAAGAAGGCGACACAAAUGAAGACGGAUUACUGGAAGGGGACCAAAGUUAAUAUCUCCAACUAUAUAAUUGUAUUUUAUGCAGACGUUUUUAUAAUAAUGGUUAAGAAACGAAGUGCUUCGUGUUUAUUCUGCUCGCUCGCCUCAGUUUAUAAAGCUGACAUGUAUUCUAUCCACUUAGCUGCAGUUAGCACUCCUGACCUCGCUUUCACGCUCACACACACACACACACACACACACACACACACUGAGCUGUCACAGAAGGGUUUUUCUGCCACAGCAGAAACAUGAAAUUGAACUUUUCCACAUAUUUGUUCCGUAACAUUUUAAUCUCUUAUCUUCUCAAACUUCAUCUCCUCAUAAUGUGAGAUUUCUCAACUUUUUUUUCACAUUUAAGAGCGUAAUUUCCCUUUUCUCACUGAAAUCGUACAUUCCAAGAACGUGGAAUAUUAUGAAAUGUGAAAAGUUUUGACUCAUUUAAUAGGUUAUUCCAUCAUGGUGUGAAGCUUUAAUGUGUAUCUUAAUAUAACACUGCACGGUUACAACGUCAUUAUAUUGUAUUGUGAUGUUUAAUUAAAAAAAAUGUAUUUUCUAAAACGGUUACUUUACGUUAUGAAUCUGUCUCGAAUUUUAACGUCACCUAACAUGAUUUUUUUAUAAUCCAACUUUAUCGAGUUGAAAAUCAAAAACUAUAAAACGAGACGAUACAUUUAAGACAUCUGGUGAAACAUCUGAAGACGAAACAUAUCAUUAAACCUCAGAAUUUCCUCAUCAGUGUUUCAGAACUGGGAAUCAUUCAGUCUGAUUAAAUCAAUGUGGGAAUUAAAAUGUUAUUGUCAUUCAGUUUUACAAUAGAUCAGAGUUUCUUUCUGCUGUGGCAGUUUUUGAGCUUCUGGAUGGAACCACAGCAUCCGUGUGUUUCAUUAAGAUGUGGACGAAGCAGCGAACACACACACACACACACUCACUCUAAAGGCCUUAAACAUGCGGGGUCGUGGGUUUUUCUCCGCCAGUGUUUUUGUUGGGCUGAAGUGUGGGAGAGGUGCAGGGUUGGUUUCACUCGCUGUAUUCUAAGGGCACGGCCGGCGGAGACGUCGUAGUUACAUCCUGAACCAAACGCAGACUCAGGAGGCCUGUCGGUCCGGUCCGGUCCGGUCCGGUCCGGUCCGGUCCGGUCCCGGCCCCUCGCAGGCUGUGCCCCGGGUCGGCUUUUGGCUCACACUGCUGGAAAGUGAGAGGAAUGUGUUACUUUGAGAAUAACGCCUCGCAGUUCAAAAGGAUCGUAACUUUCUUCGCACUUAAUAAACAAAAGAAUUCCAAAAAAAAAAAAAAAAAAAAGAAACCUAAAAAUAAAAACAAGAGAGCGAGAGAAAAAAAGUGCAUCUCAUUUAUUUUGUAAUGUUUAUC
Salarias fasciatus (jewelled blenny) is the source of this 7848-nucleotide messenger RNA. RefSeq names its product myosin-9. The transcript has 40 exons. Gene Ontology annotation, molecular function: actin filament binding; ATP binding; microfilament motor activity. Gene Ontology annotation, cellular component: myosin II complex; cytoplasm; myosin filament. NCBI's taxonomy places the organism in Eukaryota, Metazoa, Chordata, Actinopteri, Blenniiformes, Blenniidae. The record is from RefSeq and is a predicted model, not a curated record. Bases 222 to 6104 code for a protein of 1960 amino acids.